UGUCCCAUAUCGGCUGAGACUGCUAGUCAGUGUGUGUUGGAUUGGGGUUUACAGACAGUCUAAACGUCAGGUCCAGAAGAGUUCACCGAGUUUAUAGAAUCGAAGUGUCCAGUCCCUUCAGAUGUUAUUCGGGGGGAUGGUGGGGACUCCACAAGGGUCUGGUCAAUUGGGUCGACUCCGGACACCUUUUCCAAUGUGCGUAAAACGGUUUUAUAUCCUCGUUCUCUUUUCCGGACUAGCAACUUCAGGCGUGUUACCGGUCAGUGGGAUGAGAGUGUACACGUCGGGGGAGGUGGAGGCGGUGAACGGCACAGAUGUGCGGCUGAAAUGUACCUUCCAGAGCAGCUCGCCCAUCACCCCAGCAACGCUCACUGUCUCAUGGAGCUUCCGCCCCCUCGAACCUGGCCGUGAGGAGUCAGUGUUCUACUACCAUGAGAGGCCUUACCCUCCCCCAGAAGGGCGUUUCCAUAAGCGGGCGACAUGGGCGGGUGAUAUCAUGGGGCGGGACGCCUCCAUCGUGGUGCGUGAGGUCAAGUUCACCUACAACGGGACGUUCAGCUGCCAGGUGAAGAACCCUCCGGACGUCCACGGCAACGCGGGGGAGGUGAAACUGACCGUGGUCACCACAGCCUCCUUCUCUGAGAUUGUCAUUCUGGCUGUAGCCAUCGGGGGCGCCAUCAUGCUGAUGGUCAUCCUCCUCGUCAUCAUCAUGUCAAUAAGGCAAUGUCUCAAGAAGAGACAGGAGGAGUGGGUGGAGGAACUGCCUCGCAGAGAGAGAAAGGACCCUACAGUGUGGUAAGACGGAGAGAGCGAGAAGGAGCGAGAGAGAGUGGGAUCUCUCCAACCUGUCUUCACUCUGGCUGGGCUCUGUGGUGCUUACCUCUGUGACAGGGCUCAGUCAAUUGCUCUGUCUGCGUGGACACUCUCCUCCGAACCUAGCAUUGGAACCAAAACCUGGAUCUAUCGCUGGGCAGAUGUUUUUACAAAGAGCAGAUUUCAAUGCUAAAAGUGCCUUAGAAUACGACUGUAGAUGAUCCAUCUGCUGGAUCCUGUAUCUUAACGCCAUGCACCUUCUGGAAAGACAGUAGGCCUGCAUUCAUAUUUUCCUGUAUAUCAAAUGGGCUUCUUAACACAUUUCCUGUUUAAGUGUAGAUGUUUUAUGAGAUAGUUGUGGAAAAUAAUGUACAGUAUUUCUAUUGUGAUUUACUACUACCAGUUUCAAACUCUAACGUCUGCCAAAUCAUUUUCCAAUCGCAUAGGACUUAGUAAGCCAAUGCCCAUGGUUGUAUAGGUACCAGCAGUCUCUCUCUCAUCUGGCUCAAUGCAUUUCAACCGCAAGUCCGCGACAAGAUGUCUUUACAUUUCUGUCUUAGUUUACUGCUGAGCAAUGAUAUUUGAUUUUGUCCUGAAGUGAUUUUGUAUUUCUAAACAGAUGUGUUUUUUUUAUCAGUGAAAAUGUUCAACUACUGCAGAAAUACUCAAAAUGCUGUCAAUAUUCACUGCAAGACCUAAGGCACUUGCUUAAAGCAGACAUUUCUCAAAUAUUAUAAUCAACAUACAGUUGAUUAUAUCAACAUUGUUAAAUCAUUAUUUUCAAAUUAUUAAACAUUUCAAAUAAUUGACUAUUUCAAUACGACUGUCACCGUAUUGUAGUUUUUUCACCUUUAGACGGUUGAAACCUUGUGUCUGUUUUAGACAGUGCAAUUAUGGUCAGUUGAACACAUCAAAUGAUAUAUUAGUAGUGUUCUUUAUCUAUGUAUGGAUGAAGGGACUACUUUGCCUCUCAUUCUGUUGGGUUUUCAGAUCCCUCUGCAUUGGGUGCUUCUUUAGGUUUCAAUUUAAACAACGUCAUGUGUAACCACAUAUGCCUCACCAACAAAAGCCAACUCUACUACUUGGCGAUGGAAGUAUUUUUCUUUUACAACAACAAAAUCCAGACCAAUUGAUUGAUCCCGAUCAAACAUGGUGUUCCAAGAUGGUAUCGCUUGAAGAGUUGUUAUUUUCCUAUUCAUUGAAGAGGUGGCUGCCUCUCAUCUAAAAGGCUAAUUCAUGCUCAACCUUUCCCGAUUUUGAUCUCUGCGUGUGCGUAUGUUCGUGUUUGUGUGUGUGUCCCUGUUCCUGGCCUUGUCUUCUGUGUGUGUGUGUGUGUGUGUGUGUGUGUGUGUGUGUGUGUGUGUGUGUGUGUGUGUGUGUGUGUGUGUGUGUGUGUGUGUCUUAGCCACCCUGUAAG
Oncorhynchus keta (chum salmon) is the source of this 2230-nucleotide messenger RNA. RefSeq names its product myelin protein zero-like protein 2. Bases 122 to 799 code for a protein of 225 amino acids. The transcript has 4 exons. Gene Ontology annotation, cellular component: membrane. The record is from RefSeq and is a predicted model, not a curated record. Gene Ontology annotation, biological process: cell-cell adhesion. Lineage: Eukaryota; Metazoa; Chordata; Actinopteri; Salmoniformes; Salmonidae.